GCGCGCCUCGCCUCGCCUCGCCGUCCACCGCGGAAACGAGCGCGCGCGCGCGCGCCGCGCCUCCGCGAUGCGCUCCCGCGGCGGCGCGCCGUCGUCGCUGCAGCACGACCACAUGCUCCAGGAGAACGACGACCAGUUGGCGGCGCUCGGCGGCAAGGUCUCGGCGCUGCGGGCCCUGUCCUACGACAUCGAGGGCGAGGUGCGGUCGCAGAACGAGCUGCUCGAGGACAUGGACGGGUCCGUCGGCGGCGCGGGCGACCUGUUGCGGCGGACCAUGGGCAAGCUCGACGCGAUGAUCGGCGCGGGCGGCAACCGCCACAUGUGGUACCUCGUCGCCUUCGUCAUGGCCGUCAUGUUCUGCCUCUGGUGCGCGAAGCGGUGACGGCGGCGCGCGCCCGGCGACGCGCGGACGGGUCCUCCCCACAUUACAUGCACGGAGGGGGAGCGGGGCGGGGCGUCCGGGGGACCGCCGCCGGCUCGGACAGGCGGGUGGGGCGGGAAGGGGGGGGGGGGG
Aureococcus anophagefferens is the source of this 514-nucleotide messenger RNA. RefSeq lists its product as hypothetical. The record is from RefSeq and is a predicted model, not a curated record. NCBI's taxonomy places the organism in Eukaryota, Pelagophyceae, Pelagomonadales, Pelagomonadaceae. The transcript is spliced from 2 exons. Bases 68 to 382 code for a protein of 104 amino acids.